Molecule: messenger RNA, 4290 nt
Organism: Vitrella brassicaformis
Lineage: Eukaryota; Vitrellaceae
Source: the annotation of a GenBank genome assembly
GAGGAACUUGAAGGGAGGACCCAUACCGAAACACCAUAAUUGCAUCCGGUGCUCAGAUGAGAAUACGGGUGAACGCUAUGUCGGAGUGGACACGAAAUGACACCCCGUCUUCUCAUGUCUUUUCUGCGGGGAUGCCGGCCGGUGUGUGCAGUACAAGUAGUUGAUUUGUUCACUGACGAUGUCGGCCGCCUGCUCCCAGUUUACUGAGAGGAAGAGUUGCUUGAAGAGUUAUGUCUUCGACAGCACCAAUCCUGCCACUACGGAGCUGGCGACCAUGAUUGCUUGCCGAACUCUAACUUCGACGGAGGAUGUCGCUCGUCUCGUCGCGGCAGGAGCGGAUAGCAAGGCGGACCUCUAUAUUAUCUUCGGCUCUGACGACAAGAAGCUUGUCAACUUGCUGUCUUUGGCCAUCGAUAGUGAGAACUUCACCAAUCCUGUCUUUUGGCAUGAUGACAAGCAGCUGAACCUCCCAAUUUGGCCCUCUCGCGAGCUGCAACGGGUGGUGCUCGAGGCGCUCAUCGCCUAUGGAGCAGACGUGAAUGGCGGCAGAGCUGAGCCCCAUCCCCUUGUGGCGGCUGUCCUGUUUGCAAACAUGACGGCUCUCGAGGUGUUGCUCAGCGCUGGGACGGCGACACGGGGGCUGCGACUAGCCAGGCUCCCACCUCUACCAGAACGCCGUCCAGGGAUCACUCUACAAAAGCCGAGCCGACAGUACGAGACCGCUCUGCUGUCUGUAUAUCGCCGAUUGAUGGAGCAUGACCCGGCACUCGCCCACGAACAGCUCAGUGACGGAAUGCUCUCCAUGCACUCGGCAGCUGCAGCGAAUGCGUCGUUUCUACUCUCGCCAGAGUUCAUAGGGGACUAUCUGGACAUACUGGCCGCUUACGGCGCGUCUCCCACCGCGAAGAGCGCCCAGGGAUUCACGGCACUCCACUGCAACACGAUUAAGGGUGCAUCGUCUGUAGUAAGAUGGCUGUGCGAAAAGCUGGGGCCUGAGGAGGUCGCGAAGGAGACAUCAGAAGAUGGUACUUUGGCAGCCGCCGGCGUUCAUCUCAAUGAGCUGCUGAGACAGAAGGCCUCUCCCAAUGUGAUCAACCGACACAAGCAGGCGAUCCGUAUUCUGCUUGCCCACGGUGCAUCCAUCGCAUCACUCCCGACAGGCACACCAAAGGCGCACCACGUGCGUAGGCUGUUACAAGACAUCCAAGAAGAGAUGCAGCCGCCGGCGAGUGACGCAGCACAGCAACAAUAUCAAGGGGGGAGAGAUGCGGUAACGACGAUUCGGAAGACUUACCCGCAGCCCGCUCAGAUGGAGGAGAAGAUAUCGUCUUCCUUGGAGAACUGUAUCAUUGUCCAUCAAGGCCGGAACAGCCCGACCCUUCCCACGAUUUUAGUCACUAGGGAACUCGCAAUCAAGAUCACAAAUCGAAGCCUCACAUCAGCCGACGACGUGGCGCGUCUCGUCGGAGGAGGGGCCGAUGUUACAGCGGGUGUCAGUCUUCGUGUCGACUCUGAGUCGUCCUACGGACCCGUUAGUUUGCUCACUGCUGCCGUCAAAAAUACCUACACGUCUGUUGAUGUGUGGAGAGACGCGAGUGGGGAGAUGAUAGAAGAAGUGGUGAAGGACUUGAAGCUGCCUGCGUGGGAAUCCCGUGAGACACAGCGGGCAGUCGUUGAGGCCCUGAUCGCUGCUGGAGCUGACAUCGACGGUGGAUCGUUUGAGCAUAGUGGGCCCAUUCAUGACGCCUGCCGGUAUGCCAACGUGAUGGUUGUUGAUGCCUUGCUGACGGCUGGCGCGGCGACAGUCGGGAUGCGCUUGGCUUCUCUCCCAGCAUCUAAUGAAGGCAUUCCCUCCCAGCCGAGCCGUGAAUACGAGGAUGCUCUGCUAGACGUCUAUCGCCGAGUGCUUAAUUGUAACCCCUCCCUCGCCAGCGAGCAGGACGAGAACGGUGUCACUCCUAUGCACAGCGCGGCGCUGGAGAGGGUGUCGCUUUCACUCUCAUGCGACUUCAUGCGCCUCUAUCUGGACCUGUUAGCUGCGCACGGCGCCCCGCUUACCACGAGAAACGCACGGGGAGAAAGCCCACUUGACAUCGCUGUGGCUGAGGGAACUCCGGAUGUUGUCGAGUGGCUAUGUGGCAAGCUGGGGCCUGAGGAAAUCAACAGGAAGGAUCCCACCGGGGCCAAAUGGCCAAUGUACACCGCGAUCGGCAGCCUUUAUAUGGGGCUGAGAGACAAGGCCCCGCUCGAGGAGAUAGACAGAGCCAAGCAAGUGAUCCGCACGCUCCUGGAACAUGGUGCAUCAGUUGACACUUUCCCCACCAAGACGGCAUUGCAGCGCCGCGUUCGCAGCUACGUCCUGGAGAUCCAACAAGACAUCUGCAAAGGGAGCCACACACAGCAGCAAGAGAUUGAAGCUGUAACGGCCGCCAAGAUCGCCGAGGAGCUCAUAGCUGAGGAGGCGAAAGAGAAGGCCAAGAAGGCCAAAAAGGGCGGUGGGAAGGGCAGCAAGACCGGCAGCGGGACCCAGCCUGCAUCUGCUCGGCGAGUUCCGGUGUGUGAGGGGGUUGGUCAAGACAAGGAGCUGUCGGUGCCGUCCGUAUCAUCAGACAGCAAGUCGGCAGGCAUACUUACAAACGAUGGCCUUACAAACGAUGGCGAGACAGACGAGUGGCCGCUUCCCACUUCAUCUGCCGAUCCUCAAAGGUAAGCGCAUGCACACACAGUGAAGACGCUCUAUUGGCGUGGGUACUCUCUCUCGGUCUGUGCUGUCUGUCUGAAGCGUGUGCACUGGUGUCCCUUCAUCAUCGUGUAGUGUUGCAUCUGCUGUGCCUGCCCCCGCCACUCCCAUGGCCGAGGCCAGCGAUGGCGAGUUCAUACCCGUGGUCUGCAGAAAGAAGAACAAGAAGAAAGACAACAAACAGCAACGACAGCCGCUUGUCGCCACAUGCCAGGAGCCGUACAACCAAAGACAGAUACUCAAGUAAUUUGAGGCCCAUUGAUGCUCUGGCUGGCCACUGUAUGCGUCUUGUCUCCCCUCUGUGUUUUGCGCCAUGCAGGACUGAUGGUGUUGCCACCUCCUCGUCUGGCGGCACUGGCCUAGACACGCCCACGCCAGCACAAUCGCGCAGACACCGGUACACACGCGCACAGAUGGGCGUGUUCCCAGCUCGGCUGCCAUCGUGUCCGUGUCAUGUCUGCUUUAGCGGCCCACCGCCCCUCGUCCCGACGUAUGUACGGCCGUCGGUCAGCCCUUCUGCAUUGCCUCCCCGACCACAGCAUGCCCCUCCCCCCGCACCUGCGCGUCCGCUCGGCCCAUCUGCAUUGGCCCGUCAAAUGCAGUGUCCCCCUCCUGCGGCUCCUGUCAGCCCACUCGAUUCAUCUUUGCGUCAUAAUGCAGAUCAGGCACCAACACCGACCACCCACAAGAACAGCGGCAGCAGCAGCCAUGUGCCAGUGUCGCCCCCUGCUUUCUCGGCCUUGGCCUCUUCGGUCGCCUGUCAGCCAUUCCCAUCGGCUACUACCGGUUUGCCUCGAUGCGGAACAGAGAGGGACACGAUUGCCGCUCCUGCUGUUGCUGGUUCGGCGAGUGACAGCGAGCGUCUGGUGGACCAACUAUGUCGGCAGCUUGAGAAGACACAGCUGGCUGCCAGACAGAGGGAAGAAAAGGCCAAAGAGGAAAAGGAUGCGCUGAUACGGCAGCUGCAAGAGACACAAUGGAAGUGAGCCAAUUGACGCACGUAUCAAGCGGGCCUGUCGUACACGAUGUCCAUGUGUCUCAUGCUGUUUUAUGCAGGCUUGCUCAGGCGAAGACUCAACAGCAGAUGGAGCAGCACAGCUCACCAUCAUCGGGCAGCGGCGCCCCUCUGGCCAGUGCAGCGGACGAUGGCGAACAUUUGAAGUGUGACGUGUGCAUGGACAAGGACAAGAACACUCUACUCAUCCCAUGUGUAAGCACACCUGCACCCACAGAGAUGCCCCCAUGUCUCCGUUGAUCGUGUGUGUGUGUGCAGCGUCAUUUGUGUCUGUGUGGUGAUUGUGCUGGUCGGCUGAUGAGCGGCCCUUUGGCAAAGCGGCUGUGCCCGAGAUGCCGACAGCCGAUCACAGACACACAGGAGGUCUUCGUGUGAGUGAGCAGAGGGAGGGUUAGGCGAAAAGGAACAUGACGGGUAGACAGUAGGAGAAUAGCGAUGCGGCAUCGGACAUGCUCUUGGCUGCUUUUGUGUCUGAGAGGUCUGCAUAUGAAGUUCUAAAGGAUGGUCGCAAGGGAAAGGCAAGACAUAUGUCAGU